AUGGCGUCUUCCUCACCGAUCUCCUCCGAGCUCUCAGAAGCAGGGGGCCCCAUGCUCGCAGAUAUCAGGGCAGACAAGAAGCUAACAGCCACUAUGGUCACUAAAAAAGACCUUCAAAAUCUGACUGCUUCUCUCCACGAGUCCAUCGCCAAAGCGGAUGGAGGUGAUGGCGCACAACACCCGCCUGGAGGCCCUUGA
This is a messenger RNA of Pelobates cultripes (western spadefoot toad), 198 nucleotides long. The record is from the annotation of a GenBank genome assembly. Lineage: Eukaryota; Metazoa; Chordata; Amphibia; Anura; Pelobatidae.